AUAGCGAUAACUCAAUGUUUACAUACGCUCUCCAAAAAGUGCAUACUAUCUAAGUUAUAAUGCAAAAUACGCUGCUACCAUCAGAAUACCACAAAUAAUAACAAUUUACGUUGGCAUAUCAUUUAAUAAAUAUUUUACGUUAAAACAACAAAUAUAUGCUCUGAGGGUAUUCAAUAGUCGGUGCAUUUUGCGAAUAUCUCAGAAACAAAGGCGUCCAACUUAUUAUGGUUUAUCAGUGUUUUGGCUUCCGUUUGUGGGGGAUUAGUCACUUUGCAGAUUUAUAAAAUCAACAUAAUCGGUAGAGUCCCGAUAAAAAAAAGCAAAUAAACAAAAUAUAAACUCAUUGCUCAGCUGCUUAUUUGUUUCAUUCUUGCGUUCUCAUUUGCAACCAGAUGGCAAUGCACACUGUGGGUGCCAGACGCUUACUGCCCCACCAGCCCUCCGAGGACUUCCCCAAUCCAGAUGACGAGCCCGAAAGCCCAGCCAUUGAGGCUGCCUUGGCCAUUUCAGCAGAUACAUCUGAUCAGACACACUCAAAAGCUUGCUGGAAGAAGAGCUUUCCACAUAGGUUUACGCCUACUGCCGAUGAGAGCACUGAGCUGCGCUUAGAGAUUUUGCAGGCGAACAUAAUGCCCCGCGAGACCGACGAUACCAACAUCAAGCGAUUCGUUGUUUAUGAGCUGACAGUGCGCCUGGACUCCAGUAUACUGGAUGAGCAACCUGCCACAAUUGAACGUCGCUACACGGACUUUCGCGAGCUGCAUCAGUGCCUGAAACGCCAGUAUCCCAACAUGAUGAGCAGCAUAAAAUUUCCCAGCAAAGUGCUAGUGGGCAAUUUCUCCAUACAGCUGAUUGGUGGACGUAGCAACGCUUUUGAAGUGUUCCUCAGACAGAUCACUGAGCAGCCGCAGCUGCGUGAUUCGGCGGCAUUUUUGCGCUUUCUGCAGCACGAAGAGCUGACCAGGGCGUGUCAGUAUCUGGACGAGCGACGCAAUGAGCUGGCCAUACCCUUGCUCGAGAACUGUUUUCGUCUGCUCAACAAAGUCUACAUGAAUCGAUCGCGACCCGUAUUGCUAAUACUUUGUCGACUAGUCGCUGCCUGCACAGCGACACCAGUGCCGCAUCAUUCGGCGGAGCGUUGGGCCCUCCUGGCGCUCACUCGCUUUGAAACGCUCUGUGAUAUUGAUCUGCUGCCACUCUAUAUACCCCUGCUGCACACUUGCGAGCAUUUGUGGUGGCAGUGUGGCCGGGAUCAAAAGCGCCUAACUGACCGCUUGACGGAAAUGUCGAGGCAGGGCAUUCCCAUAUCAAAUAAAACCAGUCUUAUGCAGGCUAUUCACGAAAUCGAUCCACGCACCGAAACCAUUUGAAGCAUAAUCAUAUUGUGUGCAUAUACUCAUACAUACUCACACAUUUAUUUAUAGAAAACUCAUAGAGCGUUAGCGCUAAGCUUAAAGUGCAAUUACUAAAUUAUUGUGCAAUUAGUAUUAACAUAUAUGUCAAUAUAUCUGUAAAAUGUGAUUUGUCUCAUUUCGUCUCAAUUUUUGUAACCAACCGUUUUUGUUUCCAUGCACGUAAUACAUCGUAAAUAUUGUGAAUUAUAUUAUUGUCUGUAGUUCCCUUGACGUGAUUAUAACUAUAAAUCAAAUUUUAAAGCACACAAGUAAAAUUGUCAAUAUUCAACAUUCCUUGAAUUUAUCCAAUAUUGAAAGCAAAGUAAAAAUAUCGCCUUAGAAGGAAAUUGUAAAAUACAUCAUAAAAUAAAGUUAUAUUUUGUUGUUUUUUGUUUUUGUGUAUUAACAAA
Drosophila grimshawi is the source of this 1804-nucleotide messenger RNA. RefSeq names its product sorting nexin-21 (gene Snx21). Lineage: Eukaryota; Metazoa; Arthropoda; Insecta; Diptera; Drosophilidae. The transcript has 5 exons. Gene Ontology annotation, cellular component: early endosome membrane. Bases 393 to 1370 code for a protein of 325 amino acids. The record is from RefSeq and is a predicted model, not a curated record. Gene Ontology annotation, molecular function: phosphatidylinositol phosphate binding. Gene Ontology annotation, biological process: protein transport.